AUAUUAUGGUAACUACUUUUCUUAUAUACUCAACACUCUCUCUGCACUCCCCUACUGUCACUCUAUUCUCAAUGUACACUCAUUAAACAAACCUAACAAACAUUUAUUCAUCCAUGGCUUCACGGAGACUGUUAUCAUCUUUUCUCCGUUCCUCCACGCGUCGUUCUCUCAGGCCCUCAUUCUCGAACCCUAGGCCUUCUUUUCUAACCUCUUAUCAAUCCUCGUCUGCCAGCAUUUUGCGACGCUAUGCUACAGCAGCUCCAGCGAAGGAGCCAGCUGCGGCGAAGCCAGCAGGGACAGCGGGGGCAGGGAAGGGGACUAUUACUGAUGAGAAGACGGGAGCUGGCGCGAUAGGGCAGGUGUGCCAGAUUAUUGGUGCAGUUGUGGAUGUUAAAUUUGAAGAUGGAUUGCCACCGAUUAUGACGGCGUUGGAGGUGAUUGAUUUCGAGAUCAGGCUGGUGCUUGAGGUGGCGCAGCAUUUGGGGGAGAAUACGGUCAGGACUAUUGCUAUGGAUGGUACUGAAGGCCUUGUUCGCGGCCAGAAAGUUCUUAAUACUGGCGCUCCUAUCACUAUACCUGUUGGCAGGGCAACACUUGGUCGUAUUAUAAACGUUAUCGGAGAACCUAUUGAUCAUAGGGGCGAAAUAAAAACUGAACAUUAUCUUCCCAUCCAUCGUGAAGCUCCCACUUUUGUCGAUCAAGCAACAGAACAACAGAUCCUUGUCACUGGAAUCAAGGUUGUAGAUUUACUUGCUCCAUACCAGAAAGGAGGAAAGAUUGGCCUAUUUGGUGGUGCUGGUGUGGGGAAGACGGUUCUUAUUAUGGAACUUAUUAACAAUGUGGCCAAGGCUCAUGGUGGUUUCUCCGUGUUUGCUGGUGUUGGUGAGCGUACUCGAGAGGGCAAUGACUUGUACAAGGAAAUGAUGGAGAGUGGUGUUAUAAAACUUGGUGAUCAGCAGGCUGAAAGUAAGUGUGCCCUUGUGUAUGGUCAAAUGAAUGAACCCCCUGGUUCUCGUGCUCGUGUUGGACUUACUGGUCUAACAGUAGCUGAGCACUUCCGAGAUGCUGAGGGGCAAGAUGUCCUUUUGUUCGUUGACAACAUUUUCCGCUUUACUCAGGCCAAUUCUGAGGUGUCUGCCUUGUUGGGUCGUAUCCCUUCUGCUGUUGGUUACCAACCGACUUUAGCCACGGAUCUUGGAGGCCUUCAAGAGCGUAUUACAACAACAAAGAAAGGAUCCAUCACAUCUGUUCAAGCUAUAUAUGUGCCAGCUGAUGACUUGACGGAUCCUGCACCUGCCACCACAUUUGCCCAUUUGGAUGCCACCACUGUGUUGUCUCGACAGAUUUCUGAGCUUGGUAUCUAUCCUGCUGUGGAUCCCCUCGAUUCAACAUCACGUAUGCUUACUCCCCGAAUCUUGGGUGAAGAGCACUACAAUACUGCCCGUGGUGUACAAAAGGUCCUCCAAAAUUACAAGAAUCUUCAGGACAUUAUCGCCAUUUUGGGGAUGGACGAGCUUAGUGAAGAUGACAAACUCACUGUUGCCCGAGCUCGUAAAAUCCAAAGAUUCUUGAGCCAACCUUUCCAUGUUGCAGAAAUUUUCACUGGGGCGCCUGGAAAGUACGUCGAGUUGAAGGAGUGCGUCACUAGUUUUCAGGGAGUUUUGGAUGGGAAGUAUGAUGACCUUCCGGAGCAGUCAUUUUAUAUGCUUGGUGGAAUUGAAGAAGUGAUUGCGAAGGCUGAGAAAAUGGCUAAAGAGAACCCCCAGUAGAAGCCAAGGUUCAGAAGUUUGGCUUCCUAAUUAGCUGCGGCUUUGUAAUCUUCUUUUUUCUCUUUUACAUCUGACAUUUUUAAGGGCUUCGGCUGUAGGAUGGAUAGAAUGAACUAUAGUAAUCUUUUCUUCUGUUCUGUCAAAUUCCUCGCACGUAAAUAAGAGUAACAAACUUAUCGAUAAAAACAAAAAAUAAAUUUAAGUAACACACUAGUUUCUGUC
Messenger RNA from Daucus carota subsp. sativus, 1991 nucleotides. RefSeq names its product ATP synthase subunit beta, mitochondrial. Lineage: Eukaryota; Viridiplantae; Streptophyta; Magnoliopsida; Apiales; Apiaceae. The transcript is spliced from 9 exons. Gene Ontology annotation, biological process: proton motive force-driven mitochondrial ATP synthesis; proton transmembrane transport. The record is from RefSeq and is a predicted model, not a curated record. The coding region runs from base 114 to 1769 and encodes 551 amino acids. Gene Ontology annotation, molecular function: ATP hydrolysis activity; ATP binding; proton-transporting ATP synthase activity, rotational mechanism.